AUGAACGAAAAUGCCCCGGCAACCGACUCGGCGACUCGGCGACCGGUGCACCCGUUCUUCGCCCAAAAUCGCUCGACCACACCCGUAGCGGAGAAACCUGCUGUCAACGAUGCGCCCAAUUUACAUGACAACAGCCUCGUCUUCCCAUCCAACACGACUGUAGGUGGCGAGACAGGAAAAGAUGUCACAGAUGACAUAGCAGCGAGGAGCGGCAGACGGCGCAAGGCCGACGACGAAUUGAAUGUGGAAUAUAUGCCGAGAAAAGCUCGACCGAUCAAGCGGACGAGAAACUCGGCUGGGGCCGGAGAUAUCGAGAAGCAUUUCAUCAAACUCGACAGCGGGGCUGGAGGCGAAAACAGGAGCGGCCCUGGCAGUUCUGGUGCCGAUGUAUCUGCGGAAAGCACCAAACUCUCAGCACACGCCGCGAUGGAAGGAUGCCAUGGCAUCGGCAACGGCUUCGAGGCGUGGCCAUCUCCAAACGAACAACCCAUCGCUGCGAAGGAUAGUGGUGUUUUUGAACCGGCUGCGCCCCAAGCCGCGACAGCUAAUUCAGCCAAACCGAAGAAGAUGUUGCAAUUUAACCCCAAGACUGGGACGAUUGGGUCGCCCCCAAAACCGAAGGAGGUUCGAGUUCCUGCACCAGAAGCCGAAAUCGGGAAAAAGGUGGCUAGCAGACGUGGGAGAAAGCGGGCUUCAAAAAUCGUGCGUAUCACCUACGGAGCCGAUCAAAAAGCUCGCGCCAGGCUGGGUGAGAUGAUCAAUGCGAUCCUCGAUGGGAAAGCACAAGAUCCCAGAGCCAGUGCCCAGCCACCACCCACAUCCAACAACGAAAAACAGUUGCCGAAGACAACAGAGACGCUCGCACCAAAAUCCGCGAAUGCCACGACCCAUCCCUUCUUCCUGGGACAAUCCAAAAUAAGCGAUCCAGCUGCUGCCGAUUCCAAGCCCAAGAAACGCAGUUCGUCCCCGGCCAGCGCCCGUACGAAGCACUACUGCGCGACGCCGUGCUCCCCGAGAAAGCCCCGUGUGGGGCCCGCCUCAAAGGUUCCCCUGCCUCAGUUUGGCGUCAAAAGCUUAGGGUUGAAGUUUCCGGGCGCAAAACUACCAGCAUGGCCAUGGCAAGGGAUGGUACACGUCCGAGGUGAUGAAAACGAAAUCCCAGGCGUAGGAACCGAUACCCUACCUCUUGCUUUCCGGAAAUCGAAAGGGAAUGCAGUCAAGAUGUUGCCGAGCGAGUCUGUCAUCAACCUCGUUGCCGACUCGAUGCAGCUCUCAUCCAUGGCUAAGGCUGUGAAAAACAUCGACACGGAUAAUUUUAUCCCUCCACCUCCCGAACUCCGUCUCCCACAGAAACACUUUGAAAGCGGAAGCAAGCUCCAGUCGCGAAUCCUCCCCGAGCUCAGGACUUUCCAACCCUCCCUCCAAACUACCCAAGACACCUAUGGCAGCAUGCAUGCUCCCCCACAACUAGCCCGUCUCUUCGCUUCCAUCUCUUCAUCUCUAUCGGCAUUUGACAUGUCCCAAUACGAGAUGUCCAACUGGGUGCAGAAAUAUGCUCCGAUAACCGCCACCGAAGUGCUCCAACCGGGACGGGAGAUCUUUUUCUUGCGAGACUGGCUUCAGGUGUUGAUGGUACAGGCAGUAGACACCGGUUCGGCAGUCGACAUUGACAAGGCAAAGGCUGGGUCAAAAUCUAAGUCCGCGGGGACUGGAAAGAAGAAGCGAAGAAAGAAACUCGAUGGUUUUAUUGUUUCCAGUGAAGACGAAAGCUACGAGUGGUAUGACGAGUCUGAGGACGAGGCUGACUGGGCUCCUAGCGGGAGCCGGGGCAUACUCCGUAAAACCGUCAUUCGUUCCGGCAACCGGGCGAGAGGCAGAGGCGGCGAUAAAACCGCGAAUGCGUUGGUUAUCAGCGGUCCUCGAGGAUGCGGCAAGACUGCCGCAGUGUACGCCGUGGCCAAAGAACUGGACUUUGAGGUCUUUGAGAUCAAUGCCAGCAGUCGGCGAAACGGAAAAGAUGUAUUGGAGAAGAUUGGAGAUAUGACAAGGAAUCACCACGUUCAACAGCAUCAGUCCUCCGAGGGGCCGGACAACCAAGAAGUUGCAAUCGAGGACGAUACGGCCAAGAACAUCAAAUCCGGCAAGCAACCAACUAUGAAUGCUUUCUUUGCCGCCAAACCAAAAGAGUCCAAAUCCAAGCAGUCAGCAAAAAUUCCGGCGAAAACCAAGCAAAGCGAAGCAAAGAAGGAGCCCGCCAAAGUUCAGCCCAAGCGACCGUUCAUCAUGACCUGCAAUGACGAAACGCUUGUUCCCCUGCAUACGCUGACGCUCCACGGUAUCUUUCGGCUCAGUCCUCCACCAGAUGAACUCGCAGUCGACCGCUUGCUUCUGAUCGCGGCAAACGAAGGCCAUUCGCUCGCCCGGCGGUCGGUAGAGCAGCUAUACAACUCUCGCGGCCGUGAUUUACGGGCCACGACAAUGGAUCUACAGUAUUGGUGCCAGAUUGGAGUGGGCGACCGAAGGGGCGGCCUGGACUGGUUUUAUCCUCGCUGGCCAAGGGGCGUCGACCUCGACGAGAACAAGGAGGUGGUCAGAGUCAUCAGUCAGGACACAUACCGGGCGGGGAUGAACCUACUGGGGCGGGAUCCCAUCAUUGACCCAAUGCUUUCUCCGCGGCUCGUCGAAGAGGAGGUCCUCCAUCAAGCCUGGGAUUCAUGGGGAUUUGACUUGGGGAACUGGCAGGAUACUCCCGAGAUGACCAGAUGGGCAGAGGGUUCGGAGCCGGUUAUCCAAACCCCCUCUGACCGUCUGGGUGCGUUGUGUGCUUACGAUGACCUGGCUGAGGCGAUGAGUGCGGCAGACGUAUGUUCUUCCCGGUCGUUCGCCGCAUUUAAAGAGGAGUCAAUGGACACGACUCAGCCAGACCUACCCGCCAAGGCCCGCGACGACUUCGUGCUCGGUAUCACGCAUCUCGAAACGCCGGUUAUCAUGCACUACAACUCACUUUCGACAUGCAUCGCUUCCACCAUCAAGUCUCUUGCCAGGUCCUUGCUAGAACCGCAAACUGAAAGGCUCGGAAAACAAGCCGUGCCUACUCUGAGACCUUUGGAAGAAACUCAUGCUGCUCGCCGUCUCCAGGACAGCUUUACAUCCCCUCUACCAAGCACCCCCGCCAUCAACCGCAUAGACUUUGCCUUCGCAUUUGACCCAAUUGCCGCUCCAGACACAACCCCGGUGCAGCUAGCUUCUUAUCUUGAGCCCUCAGUCUUCGAUCGUACGUUGAAGCUCAUUACCCUUGACGUGGCGCCGUAUGUUCGAAGCAUCGUUGCCUAUGAAUCACGGCUCCAGAAGCAGCGGGUAAAGAUGAGCAGCCUCGUGAGCGAAGGUGGUAAAGGGGGCCAGGGGUCCAAGCGGAUGCGAACCACCAGAGCGGCGCUUUCGGCCUUGGAGGGCGGCUCAAGGAGUAGUACAAGGGGCGAGAGAUGGUUUAGUGCGGAUAUCAACCCGUACUUGGUUGCAAAGACGGCGGGGGCUAGUUGGAAUGGUUUCGAAGUUAAGGAUCUUGACAGACCAGAAGAGCCAAAGGAUACGGUGGACUCUCCGAAGACCUCGCCGGACACGACCCCUACCAAAGCCCCAAAGAGGGCGGUUUUAAAAAGUAGGAAGCGGAAGAAGGUUCUUCAAGACGAAGACGACGUUGAUGAGCUCGGCUGCUAA
Messenger RNA from Chaetomium globosum CBS 148.51, 3717 nucleotides. RefSeq lists its product as uncharacterized. Gene Ontology annotation, cellular component: nucleus. The transcript is spliced from 3 exons. The record is from RefSeq and is a predicted model, not a curated record. Gene Ontology annotation, molecular function: DNA binding; ATP binding; ATP hydrolysis activity. Bases 1 to 3717 code for a protein of 1238 amino acids. Lineage: Eukaryota; Fungi; Ascomycota; Sordariomycetes; Sordariales; Chaetomiaceae.